This is a messenger RNA of Saccostrea echinata, 885 nucleotides long. RefSeq lists its product as uncharacterized. NCBI's taxonomy places the organism in Eukaryota, Metazoa, Mollusca, Bivalvia, Ostreida, Ostreidae. The transcript has 8 exons. The record is from RefSeq and is a predicted model, not a curated record. Bases 22 to 537 code for a protein of 171 amino acids.
GUUGUAACAGACACAAGACAGAUGCAUCUAAAAGGUCGAAGAAAUAAAUCGAGAUGGACGAGGAAGAUGGGGAUGCGUCAGAUGCUGCGUGCCCAAGAGACUCAACGGACAGCCAUUCAGGAGUUGGAAUCGAGAAUUCAAAGGUUGGCAGUACAGAGAGAGACAGCCGACGCCGACACACUCCAGUCUAUGACAGGUGGCCAGCAAAAGCAAUUUUUCCAAACAUGGAUUGGCAGAAACAACCCAUUUAAUAAAGCUGACAUUGCCGAUAGAGAGUUAGACAACAUCAUAGAUCAGCAGAAAGUCAUUGAAAAAUGGAACCAAAAAUGGAAGACGGCGAGGAUAACAAAUGGAGAUUCUAACCAGAAGACACAUCACCAUGGACAUGCUUCAAAAGAAAAGACAGUUAACAUGACUUUUAUCAAUGCAUACGUGAGAGCAGUGGUUGAGUCGGCCUAUUUACUCUGGUACUGGGAAGUCUGCCUUCUGGAUAGCAUCGGGGAUUAUAAAAGUACAUCAAAACUCACGAAAAUAUGAGGUACUUUAGGUGAUGUGUAUUGACAGGAGAGGAUAUUUUGAUACACAAGUUUUGCCGAAUAUUUUAUAACCAUUAUAUUUAUAUCCUUUACUGCUGACAAUUUACCCAGCUUCUGCUUUUAGAUAUUUUUUUUUGGUACAUGUUUUCUUUCUUAAGAUUAUUACACACUUUAAUUACUUGUUUUCAUCCUUCAAUCCUUGCCCUCUUUACAAUGGUGGAUUCAGACAUACAUGUAUGUAACAAGUAUCAGGGAAGAUCAUGAUUUUAAUGUAUCAAAUGCAGGAAGAAUAUUUUAGACCUUUCAUCAGUAUAACUAUAUGUAAUAAAUGAUAAAAUCUUUUAAAUAA